UGUGAAUGCAUGUCUAUUUCUUAGACCACUCUUUUGCCAGGAGUUGUUCGUCAGUACUCAAUUGAAGCUUGGUUUUGAUUCCCUGGGCAUCUGCAAUCCUAGAUCAAUUUAGAGUUGAGAUCUCAACCCUAGGACUUCAUCUGUCUGCUAUCUCUCUUGUUCCAAAAUGGCUGCGUCUUCUUCUCAGUUGGGUUGUGAUGUUCAUCUCUCUACUGCUCUAUCUGCUUCCAUGGCGGCACCUUCUUUUGCUUCUUCCCAAUGGAGUUAUGAUGUGUUCCUUAGUUUUAGAGGAGAAGACACCCGCUUUACCUUCGCUGCUCAUCUCUACGAGGCCUUGGACAGGAAAGGAGUCAACACAUUCUUUGAUGACCACAAGAUUAGGAGAGGCGAAUCCAUAUCUCCAACACUUGUAAGAGCAAUUGAAGGAUCAAGGUCUUCUAUCAUAAUUCUCUCUCAAAACUAUGCGAGUUCAACUUGGUGCUUAGAGGAACUUGUCAAGAUACUAGAAUGCAGGAAAACCAUGGGACAACUGGUUCUGCCCGUUUUCUACAAUGUGGAUCCAUCAGAUGUGCGAAAACACAAACAGAGCUUUGGAAAGGCCUUGGUUAAACAUGAAAAAACUUUGAAGCAGAAUAUGGAUAAGGUGAAGAAUUGGAGGGAGGCUCUUAGUGAAGUUGCCAAUUUAGCCGGCUGGAAUUCCCAGAAUAAGUCUGAGCCUACGUUUAUCGAGGAAAUCGUUAUUGAUGUUUUGAAAAGAUUGUUCGAAUUAUCCUCAAUUGAUGCAAAGCGCCUAGUAAAAGAAGAUUCUUGUAUACCAAAAAACAAAAUGGUACCAAAUCCACACUUAACCACUUUCCACAUUGCAGGACAUUUUGGCAUAAGUGCUAGAGGUAGGAGGCCACUCAAAAAUGUUAAUAAAUUAGUUUCCCAAAAAUAUUCCGAAGUUUGCUCACUCAUUGAAAAUGUUGGGGAAGAAUUAAUUGAGUUACCAGAGAAAUUUGUUUCUGAAAUAUUUGACUCAUCAAAUGACUCAGACUUAGACGAUGAUGACUUAAGCUUAGAGAACGUGAAAUCCAUGUUAACAAAUGUAUGGACAAAUCUAUGAGUUUAUAAAUGAGAACAAAAGAGUGUAAUUUUUA
Vitis vinifera (wine grape) is the source of this 1139-nucleotide messenger RNA. Its product is annotated as disease resistance protein RUN1. The record is from RefSeq and is a predicted model, not a curated record. The transcript is spliced from 3 exons. Bases 167 to 1105 code for a protein of 312 amino acids. NCBI's taxonomy places the organism in Eukaryota, Viridiplantae, Streptophyta, Magnoliopsida, Vitales, Vitaceae. Gene Ontology annotation, biological process: signal transduction.